CUUGAGUCAAGUCAACUUGUCUUUGUUCACGCGGUUGGUCCCUAUCCUCUGCGUGCUUCUUUAUAUUUACUCCGUCAAGGGAGGCAUCCAUCUCAGAAUCUCAAGCCCCCUGCAGGUUGGAUCCUUCAAGUGUUCUUCUCCAGUAGAAGCCUGGAAAGUCUGAAUUCGGAGGAACACAGAUCUGUAACUAUUUAAAUCAUCAGAAAUGGCAAGCCUCAAGGCCCAGCAGAGUAUCACAAAUACGUUACCAAAUAAACUACCAGCAAAGUUCCUGAAGCAAAUUACGAAUGAUCUAUCUCCAGAUCGGAAACUUGGUCAUUCUGUAUUUGGAACAGUUUAUAUGGGAAUUCUUCCCGAAGGGGAAAUCAUUGCUGUUAAGAAGCUCGCUGAAAACUCGCCGGUGGCACCAGGCAAAUCAUUUGACACUGAGGUUACAAAUCUUAUGGCACUUCAACAUGAAAAUAUAGUGGAGUUGGUUGGCUACUGCCAUGAAGCACAAAAGGAUGUGGUGUAUCACAAUGGAAGAUAUGUCAUUGUAGACAUCAUCGAAAGUUUUCUGUGGUAUAAAUAUUUACCUAAAGGAACUCUUGACAAGUAUAUUUAUGCUGGUACUAGUAUAAGUAACUGGGACACACGAUUCAAAAUAAUUAAGGGGGUCUGCAAGGGCCUACAGUUCCUUCAUAACAAACCGGAUGGGGCUCUUAUUCAUAUGAAUAUUCUGCCUACCUCUAUAUGGUUGGAUGAUAACUGGGUGCCGAAGAUUGCAGAUUUUGGUCUGGCGAGACUCUUUGGUCAAGAGCAGACACGAAUGAAUACAAUAAAUGUUAUUGGACAAUAUGGGUACAUGGCUCCAGAGUAUCUCUAUAGAGGUGAAAUCUCCACCAUGUCAGAUAUAUAUAGUUUAGGCAUGCUUAUUAUUGAGACCACGACUGGAGAGAAGAACUGUCCCAAUUCUGAAGACAGAUCUGCAAGGAAAUUCGUUGAGCAUGUACAUCAAAAUUGGAACACAGAUGACCAAAUAACAACCAUGUACCCAUCAUUAGAUGCAAAUGGCCUCCAGCAGGUAAAACUAUGCAUUGACAUUGGACUAAACUGCGUGGAGGUUGAUCGGAACAAGAGGCUGUCCAUAGUGGACAUUGUAAAAAGGCUCAAUGGGGAACGCGUGUAGUCUAAAUUGCAAGCAAGAUGCCCUCUUAUGUUUCAGGUCUCCCAUAGCUAGCAUGCAUGAAGCUUGAUCAUUUCAAGGAGAAAAUUGGUGUCCAAUAUUAAAUAAAGCAGACUCAAGUACCUUUAGGGUACCAUACUUUCUUCAGAAACUAUAAUCCUUUCAAUAUAACAGCAUUAUUAAACUAUUAAAUUUCAUUUUUCUGUGUGUCAACCAUGUAAGUGCUGGUCCAAGGAUCUUUUAUUUACAAUUGAGUACAAUGCUAUGUCAAGAUGUUGUUCCUUGGUUGAAUGAUAAAACGGGUUUGUCAAUCCAA
Molecule: messenger RNA, 1481 nt
Organism: Panicum virgatum (switchgrass)
Lineage: Eukaryota; Viridiplantae; Streptophyta; Magnoliopsida; Poales; Poaceae
Product: putative receptor-like protein kinase At4g00960
Exons: 7
Coding region: 206-1168 (320 amino acids)
Biological process (GO): protein phosphorylation
Molecular function (GO): protein kinase activity; ATP binding
Source: RefSeq, a predicted model, not a curated record